AUGGUUUCAUUUCAUAAAAUAUAUAUUUUAUUCCUCAUAUUCACUUUAUAUUUAAAUGAAAAGGCAAUAUGUUCCAUAAAUGAUAACGAAAAUGAAACUGUAACUAGUAGUCACAAUUUACAAUAUAAUGAUAAUAUCGAGCAGUUAAAAUCGAUGAUUGGAAAUGAGGAACUACAUAAGAAUUUAAAAAUAUUAGAAAAAUUAAUUUUAGAAUCGUUAGAAAAGGAUAAAUUAAAAUAUCCUCUCCUUAAACAAGGAACAGAAGAAUUGUUAGAUAUAUCGAAAUUUAAAAAAAAAAAUGUUAGCGAUACGAACGAUGAAACUUACAUCGUACCUACGAUCCAAUCGUCGUUUGACGAUAUGGUAAAAUACGAACAUCUAAUGAAAAAACAAUUAAUAGAAAUUUAUAAUUCUGAUAUUUCAGAUAUAAUUAAAAAAAAAAUAUUUAUUGUACGAACAUUGAAAACAAUAAAAUUAAUGCUUAUACCAUUAGAUUCGUACAAACAAAACAAUGAUUUGAAAACGUCGCUCGAAGAAUUAAAUAAUGUAUUUACAGUCAAUGGAGAUCCACAGAGAAAAACUAGUCCUGUAGGGGAUCACGCAACAUUUUUUAAUAAUUUGUUAACACAUGUAAGAGAAAUGAAAGAAAAUGAAGAGAUACUAAAAAAACCUGAAAUACCUAUACUUGAUGAUACCAAAAUAGAUGUCAUGGACACGAACGAUUUCUUUUUUACGACCAACUCCAAUAUAAAUUUUAUGGAAGCGUUAGAUGAUAUAACAAAUCAAUAUGGAUUAGGUUUGGUUAACCAUUUGGGUCCUCAUCUAAUAGCCCUGGGACAUUUUAUUGUUUUGAAACUAGCACUUAAAAAUUAUAAAAAUUAUUUCGAAGCAAAAAGUAUAAAAUUCUUUAGUUGGCAAAAAAUAUUAGAGUUCUCCAUGUCUGAUAGAUUUAAGGUUCUUGACAUGAUGUGCGACCAUGAAUCCGUUUACUAUUCCGAAAAAAAGAGAAGAAAAACGUACUUGAAAGUUGAUAGAUCACACACAAGUAUGGAAUGUAAUAUAUUAGAAUAUCUAAUACAUUAUUUUAAUAAAUAUCAGCUAGAAAUAAUAAAAACUACCCAAGAUACUGAUUUUGAUUUACAUGGCAUGAUGGAACAUAAAUAUAUAAAAGAUUAUUUCUUUUCAUUUAUGUGUAAUGAUCCUAAAGAAUGUAUCAUUUAUCAUACGAACCAAUUUAAAAAAGAAGCGAAUGAAGAAAAUACUUUUCCUGAAGAACCCAAUCGUGAAAUAAGUGCAUAUAAUAUAUAUUUGAAUUAUUAUUAUUUCAUGAAACGUUACAGUUCUUAUGGAACAAAAAAAACCUUAUAUGUCCAUUUAUUAAACUUAACAGGACUUUUAAAUUAUGAUACAAGAGCGUAUGUCACAUCACUUUAUUUACCAGGAUAUUACAACACUGUCGAAAUGUCAUUUACUGAAGAGAAAGAGUUUUCCAAACUUUUUGAAAACUUAUUAAAAUGUAUUGAGAAAUGUCAUUUACACCAACCAAACACAUUAUCAAAAGAUAGUAAUUUCCUCAACGACGUAUCCAAAUGUGAUGUAUGUAAAGGAGCAUUUUUAUACUCUAACAUGAAAUUUGAUGAAGUUCCUUCCAUGGUACAGAAAUUUUACGUAUAUUUAACUAAAGGUCUAAAAAUACAAAAAGUCUCAUCACUAAUGAGAACCUUAGAUAUGUAUCAAGAGUACAGUAAUUUCUUAUCACAUGAUAUUAAUUGGUACACAUUCCUAUUUUUAUUUCGACUCACCAGUUUUAAGGAUAUUGCGUACAAAAAUGUGGCUGAAGCAAUGUAUUUAAAUAUAAAGGAUGAAGAUUCAUUUAACAAAACUGUUGUAACGAAUUAUUGGUUCCCUUCUCCUAUAAAAAAAUAUUAUACUUUAUAUGUUAGGAAACGUAUUCCAAACAAUUUAGUAGAUGAACUGGAAAAAUUAAUGAAAGUUGGAACGUUAGAAAAAAUGAAAAAAGCUCUCACAUUUUUGGUCCAUGUCAACUCGUUUCUCCAACUAGAUUUUUUCCAUCAAUUGAAUGAACCGCCUCUAGGAUUACCUAGAUCCUAUCCUUUAUCGUUAAUUCUCGAACAUAAAUUUAAAGAUUGGAUGAUCAGUUCUCCCGCAGGGUUUUAUUUUUCCAAUUAUCACAAUCCAUAUAUAAGAAAAGAUUUACACGAUAAAGUCUUGUCUCAGAAAUUUGAACCGCCAAAAAUGAAUCAAUGGAACAAAGUUUUGAAAUCAUUAAUUGAAUGUGCCUACGAUAUGUAUUUUGAUCAACGACAUGUGAAAAAUUUAUAUAAAUAUCAUAAUAUUUAUAAUAUCAAUAACAAAUUAAUGUUAAUGCGAGACUCCAUGGAUUUGUACAAAACCCAUUUUGACGACGUGUUAUUUUUUGCAGAUAUAUUUAAUAUGAGAAAAUAUAUGACUGCUACCCCAACAUAUAAAAAAGUUAAAGACCGAGUGUACCAUACAUUGCAUAGCAUUAUGGGGAAUUCUGUCAAUUUUUAUAAAUAUGGUAUCAUUUAUGGAUUUAAAGUAAAUAAAGAAAUAUUGAAAGAAAUAGUGGACGAAUUGUUUUCUAUUUAUAAUUUUAACACAGAUAUAUUUUCCGAUACUUCGUUCCUACAAACAGUUUAUUUAUUAUUUAGAAGAAUAGAAGAAACGUACAGGACACAAAGAAGAAAUGACAAGAUGAGUGUGAAUAAUGUUUUUUUCAUGAAUGUGGCAAAUAAUUAUUCGAAAUUAAACAAAGAAGAACGGGAAAUCGAAAUACAUAAUUCUAUGGCGUCGCGCUAUUAUGCGAAAACAAUGUUUGCAGCAUUUCAAAUGUUAUUUUCCACAAUGUUAAGUAAUAAUGCAGAUCAUCUUGACAAAGCAUAUGGAUUAAGUGAAAAUAUACAGGUAGCAACAAGUACCUCCGCAUUUCUUACUUUUGCAUAUGUGUAUAACGGAAGUAUCAUGGACAGUAUGACUAACAGUUUAUUGCCACCAUAUGCGAAAAAACCUAUCACACAAUUAAAAUAUGGGAAAACGUUCGUUUUCUCCAACUAUUUCAUGCUUGCAUCCAAAAUGUACGAGAUGUUAAAUUAUAAAAAUUUAAGUUUGUUAUGUGAAUAUCAAGCAGUGGCAAGCGCAAACUUUUAUUCUUCUAAAAAAGUGGGUCAGUUUAUUGGAAGAAAAUUUUUACCCAUCACAACCUAUUUUCUACUAAUGAGAAUUAGUUUGUCACAUAUGUGGGCAACAGGAUCACAUUUGAUUCCCCACUUUAAGCCUGAAGAUUCUAGUUCUACUGGUACAGGAAGUACAGGAAACCAAAAUCCAGGUUCACCAAGCCCUGGUACUACAAAUACUUCCCCCCACAGUUUUUUCUUUAAUGACUUUUAUGCUCCUGAAGGUUCCCAAUAUUUGUUUUUUUAUUUUUUCACAAAUUUAUAUCUUGAUGCAGGCAAACAUUUUCCUGGAGGCUUUGGUCCUGCCAUAAAAGAACAAACACAACAUCUUAGUGAAAAAACAUACGAACGCAAACCUUCCGUUCAUAGUUUUAAUAGAAAUUUUUUCAUGGAACUAGCUAACGGGUUCAUGUACGCAUUUUGUUUCUUCGGUGUUUUUCCUUUAUAUGCAUAUUUUGAAAAUAUUAAUUUUUAUAUUACGAGCAAUUUCCGUUUCUUGGAUAGAUAUUAUAGUGUAUUCAAUAAAUAUUUAAUAAAUUUUGUAAGAACAAAACUUAAAGAAUAUACAAGUGACAUUCUAAUAAAAUAUGAACGUGAAGCAUAUUUAAGUAUGAAAAAAUAUGGAUAUCUAGGUGAAGUUAUUGCUUCAAGACUUUCGUCUAAAAAUAAAAUCAUGAAUUAUUUGCACGAAACUAACGAGGAGACAAUGAAUAAUUUAAGAAGAUAUGAUAUGGAAAAUGCGUUCAAGAACAAAAUGGCUACUUAUGUGGAUGAUUUUGCUUUUUUUGAGGAUUGUGGCAAAAACGAACAAUUUUUAAACGAAAGAUGUGAUUACUGCCCUGUCGUUGAAGAGGUGGAAGAAACGCAACUACAACCACAAUUACUCCCACAUACUGAUGAGACCACGAUGGUGUCCAAACCAACGAGUACGUAUAUUGAUGUUGAAAAAAUAGAAGAAACAGGUUCGGCAGAUAGUGAAGAUGAUGAAAAAGAGAUUGACGAACCAGAUGACGAAUUAAUGGUUGCACGAUUUCACUAA
This is a messenger RNA of Plasmodium adleri (nom. inval.), 4254 nucleotides long. RefSeq names its product cytoadherence linked asexual protein 3.1, putative. Lineage: Eukaryota; Apicomplexa; Aconoidasida; Haemosporida; Plasmodiidae. The record is from RefSeq and is a predicted model, not a curated record. The transcript has 9 exons. The coding region runs from base 1 to 4254 and encodes 1417 amino acids. Gene Ontology annotation, biological process: adhesion of symbiont to microvasculature.